Molecule: messenger RNA, 7323 nt
Organism: Conger conger (European conger)
Lineage: Eukaryota; Metazoa; Chordata; Actinopteri; Anguilliformes; Congridae
Gene: abcc9
Product: ATP-binding cassette, sub-family C (CFTR/MRP), member 9
Exons: 39
Coding region: 76-4983 (1635 amino acids)
Biological process (GO): transmembrane transport; potassium ion transport
Cellular component (GO): membrane
Molecular function (GO): ATP binding; ATP hydrolysis activity; ABC-type transporter activity
Source: RefSeq, a predicted model, not a curated record
CACCAAUGUCAUGUCAUAUUACUGUGAUAGCAGCGUUCGCGACUCUAUCCUACGACUGCGAGUGAGCACCAAGGAAUGGGCGACGAAGCACUGAACGUAGACUAUAGGCCUGGCCCCCUGGUUCCUCAGCGUCGCCUGGGCAACAUGGCCUUCUGCGGAAGUGACCGGAACACCUCCUACAGCGUGGCGACCGGUGUCCUGGAGAACGGCUGCUUCGUGGACGCCCUCAAUCUGGUCCCCCACGUCUUCCUCCUCUUCAUCACCUUUCCCAUCCUCUUCAUCGGCUGGGGCAGUCAGAGCUCCAAGGUGCAGAUCCACCACAACACCUGGCUGCACUUCCCCGGACACAACCUCCGCUGGAUGCUCACCUUCGCCCUGCUCCUCGUGCACGUGUGUGAGAUUGCCGAGGGCAUCGUCUCCGACCUGUACAUGACAACCCCGCACCUUCACCUCUCCCUGCCAGCCAUCAUGGGGUUCAUCGCGGCGACUACGUCUCUGGUGUACUACCACAACAUCGAAACCUCCAACUUCCCCAAAUUAUUACUUGCGUUGUUCAUUUACUGGGUCUUGGCCUUCAUCACGAAGACCAUUAAACUGGGGAAGUACUGGCAGCACCACGUGGGGAUCCAGCACAUGCGCUUCUGCAUCACGGCCCUGCUGGUGCUCCUGUACGGCCUGCUGAUGGCCGUGGAGAUCAACGUCAUCCGAGUGAGGAGGUACGUCUUCUUCGCCAACCCCCAGAAGGUGAAGCCCCCGGAGGACCUGCAGGACCUGGGCGUGCGCUUCCUCCAGCCCUUCGUCAACCUGCUGUCCAAGGCCACGUACUGGUGGAUGAACCCCCUGAUCAUCGGCGCCCACAAGAGGCCCAUCGAGCUGAGGAAGAUCGGGAAACUGCCCAUCGCCAUGCGGGCGCUCACCAACUACCUUCGCCUGAAGGACGCCUACGAGGAGCAGAGGACCGCAGACAAGCCGGUGAAGGCCCCCUCCAUCUGGAAGUCCAUGUACCGCGCUUUCGGGCGGCCCAUCCUCCUGAGCAGUGCCUUCCGCUACGUGGCCGACCUGCUGGGUUUCGCCGGGCCGCUGUGCAUCUCCGGCAUCGUCAAGCACCUGGAGAACGGGACCACCAAGGUGACCGCCAACGUGACCACGAACGUCACAGAGAAUAUGGUCGCGAACGUCACCGCGAUGGCCGCGAACAUCACCGUGAUGACCGCCAACAUCACAGACAACAUCACCGCGAUGACUGCGAAGAUGACCACCAACAACACCGAGGGCAUGCAUUUUGGGGUCUACUUCCUGUCCUCAAAUGAGCUGCUCCAGAACACCUAUGUCCUAGCGGUCCUGCUGUUCCUGGCUUUGAUCCUCCAGCGAACGUUUCUCCAGGCUUCCUACUACGUCACCAUCGAGACGGGAAUCAACCUCAGAGGGGCGCUGUUGGCCAUGAUCUACAACAAGAUCCUCCGUCUGUCCACAUCCAACAUGUCCAUGGGCGAGAUGACCCUGGGACAGAUCAACAACCUGGUGGCCAUAGAGACCAACCAGCUGAUGUGGUUCCUCUUCCUCUGCCCCAACCUGUGGGCCAUGCCAGUGCAGAUCAUCAUGGGGGUAAUCCUGCUGUACUACCUGCUGGGGGAGAGUGCUCUGGUCGGGGCAGCGGUCAUCGUGCUGCUAGCCCCCGUGCAGUACUUCAUCGCCACCAAGCUGGCCAGCGCGCAGAAGAGCACGCUGGACUACUCAACGGAUCGGCUGAAGACGACCACGGAGAUCCUGAGGGGCAUCAAGCUGCUGAAGCUGUACGCCUGGGAGAACAUCUUCUGCAACAGCGUGGAGGAGACCAGGAGCAAGGAGCUUACCAGCCUCAAGACCUUCGCUCUCUACACCUCCAUGUCCAUUUUCAUGAACGCGGCCAUCCCCAUAGCGGCAGUGCUGGCGACGUUCGUGACCCACGCGUACCUCAGCCAGACCAAACUCACGCCUUCCCAGGCCUUCGCCUCUCUGGCCCUCUUCCACAUCCUGGUCACCCCCCUCUUCCUCCUCUCCACAGUGGUCCGCUUUGCGGUCAAGGCACUGGUCAGUGUGCAGAAGCUGGGCGAGUUCCUCCAGAGUGACGAGAUUGGCGAUGACAGCUGGAGGAAUGGAGAUAUGGCCGUGUCACUGGAGUCGUGCAGGAAGCAUUCUGGGGGCACCAAAGCCAUAAACAGGAAGCAGCCCCUGAGCUACCAGCUGGACAGCUACGAGCAGUCGGCGCGCAGGAACCUGCGGCCCACCGACAGCGAGGACGCCGCGGUCAAGGUGAGCAACGGAUCCUUCAGUUGGGGGAGCAACUUGUCGACGCUGUCAGAAAUCAGCAUCCGAAUCCCCGCAGGCCAGCUGACCAUGAUCGUGGGCCAGGUAGGCUGUGGGAAGUCUUCCCUCCUGCUGGCUAUGCUGGGGGAGAUGCAGACCACGGAGGGUAGCGUGCACUGGAGCAAACUGCCAGAGUGUGAGGUGACCCACGAGGGGAACACAAGUAAGAACAGGUACUCGGUUGCCUACGCUACCCAGAAGUCCUGGCUGCUGAACGCCACGGUGGAGGACAACAUCACCUUUGGGAUCCCGUUCAACAAGCAGAGGUACAAGGCCGUUAUCGACGCCUGCUCCCUGCAGCCUGACAUCGACCUCCUGCCGUUCGGGGACCAGACUGAAAUCGGAGAGAGGGGAAUUAACCUUAGCGGGGGCCAGAGGCAGAGGAUCUGCGUGGCCCGGGCUCUCUACCAGAACACCAACAUCGUCUUCCUGGACGACCCCUUCUCCGCCCUGGACAUCCACCUGAGCGACCACCUCAUGCAGGAGGGCAUUCUGAAGUUCCUCCAGGACGACAAGAGGACAGUGGUGCUGGUGACCCACAAGCUGCAGUACCUGAUCCAUGCGGACUGGAUCAUCGCCAUGAAGGACGGAUCAGUGCUGAGGGAGGGGACCCUGAAGGACAUCCAGAACAAUGACGUGGAGCUGUACGAGCACUGGAAGACCCUGAUGAACCGGCAGGACCAGGAGCUGGAGAAGGUCCGUACCCCCACCCUCCAGCUCCAUAAGCCGGGGGUGUCCAAUCCUAUCCAGAAAGGGCCGGAUGAGCAGGAUAACCAGACCGUGCUGGAAAGAAAGACUUUGAGGCGAGCCUUCUAUUCCAGAGAGGCUAAAAACCAGAUCGAUGAUGAAGAUGAAGAGGAGGAAGAGGAGGAGGACGAAGACGACUCCCUGUCCACCACCACCAGCAGGCGGUCGAAGAUCCCGUGGAAGGUGUGCUGGUGCUACCUCUCCUCUGGAGGCUUUCUGAUGGUCGCCAUGAUGAUCACGUUCAAGCUGCUCAAGCACUCCGUCAUGGUCGCCAUCGACUACUGGCUGGCGGAGUGGACCUCCAAAGAGGAGGAUCAGAAGCUGUCCUUCGUGCCCGUGUUCAGCAUCCUGUGCGGAGCGGGGAUCGCGCUCUGCCUCAUCACCUCUCUGACCGUGGAGCUCAUGGGCCUGUCCGCUGCCACCAGCCUCCACCACAACCUGCUCAACAAGAUCAUCCACGCCCCCAUCAGAUUCUUUGAUGUCACCCCCCUUGGGCAAAUUCUGAAUCGCUUCUCCGCUGACACCAACAUCAUCGAUCAGCACAUCCCCCCGACCCUGGAGUCCCUGACGCGCUCCACGCUGCUCUGCCUGUCCGCCAUCGGCGUCAUCGCCUACGUCAAGCCCACCUUCCUCAUCGCCCUGGUGCCCCUCAUCGUGGCCUUCUACUUCAUCCAGAAGUACUUCCGGGUCGCUUCAAAAGACCUGCAAGACCUGGAUGACUCCACCCAGCUGCCGCUCCUGUGCCACUUCUCAGAGACGGCCGAGGGCCUCACCACGAUCCGGGCCUUCAGGCACGAGGCUCGCUUUAAGCAGAGGAUGCUGGAGCUGACGGACACCAACAACACAGCCUACCUGUUCCUCUCUGCUGCCAACCGCUGGCUGGAGGUCAGAACGGACUACUUGGGCGCUGUGAUCGUGUUGACGGCGGCCAUUUCCUUCUUCUGGUACGGGGACCCUGACUACAAACCCCGCGCCGCCCACGUGGGCCUGGGCCUGACGUACGCCCUCACGGUGACAAACUACCUGAACUGGGUGGUGAGGAACCUGGCGGACCUGGAGGUCCAGAUGGCCGCCGUGAAGAAGGUCAACAGCUUCCUGAGCACAGAGUCAGAGAACUACGAGGGCUCCAUGGAUGCGUCCCAGGUACCUGAGGACUGGCCCCAGCAAGGGGAGAUAAAGAUCCAGGACCUGAGCGUGAGGUACGACCCCAUGUUGAAGCCUGUACUGAAGCACGUCAAUGCCUACAUCAACCCCGGACAGAAGGUGGGCAUCUGCGGACGCACAGGCAGCGGGAAGUCCUCCCUCUCUCUGGCCUUCUUCAACAUGGUGGACAUGUUUGAAGGAGAGAUCAUCAUCGACGGCAUCGACAUCUGCAAGCUGCCCCUGCAGACACUGCGCUCCCGCCUCUCCAUCAUCCUGCAGGACCCCAUCCUGUUCAGCGGAACCAUCCGGUUCAACCUGGACCCGGAGCGCACGUGUACGGACGAGGGCCUGUGGGAGGCGCUAGAGAUCGCCCAGCUGAAGAACAUGGUCAAGGGUCUGCACGGAGGACUGGACGCGGCGGUGACGGAGGGCGGGGAGAACUUCAGCGUGGGCCAGCGGCAGCUCUUCUGCCUCGCCCGAGCCUUCGUCCGCAAGAGCAGCAUCCUCAUCAUGGACGAGGCCACGGCCUCCAUCGACAUGGCGACGGAGAACAUUCUGCAGAAGGUCGUCAUGACGGCGUUUGCGGAUCGCACCGUCGUCACCAUCGCCCAUCGAGUCCACACCAUCCUGACUGCUGACCUGGUGAUUGUGAUGAAGCGUGGGAACAUCCUGGAGUACGACAGGCCAGAGACCCUGCUGGAGCAGGAGGACGGCAUGUUCGCCUCCUUCGUCAGGGCCGACAUGUAGACGCGCCCGGAGCGGCUCUGUCUGCGCCCACCACAAAGGAAAGCAACACCACCCGGGAACGCAAUUUUUAAAAACAACUCCUAAGAGACACUGACUGAGCCACCAAUCCAGUGAAGGAACACAGAUGUUUUAUAUUAAAAGUAUUACUUUAAAAUAAGUCUUUCUUUUUUUUUUGUUUAUCAUGUCUAUUUUACCAUUACUGUUAUGUGCCAGCUACAUUGCCUAUAAUAAAUCCAAUGUAAUAAGCAAGUAUCGACGGAGACUGAGACAGUUGCUGAAUUUGUUGGAACUGUACGUACACAGACCUGGAAAGUGUCUGUUUAUCUGUCUGGCUAAUGUGUACAGCUCAGUGUAAUCACAACGGACAGAGUGUGUGCACGUAAUGUGGUCCCUGGAGAUCAUGGCAAGUGCCACUGUCUGCUUAAUGGCCGUCGGGAAGCUAAAUACGCCAGGCGAUGCCAUUUUCCCUCCUUUAGCCAAGAGUCGGACUAAUGGGAAGGCCCUGCCCUUCAGACCGCAGUUAAGACUCUCGUGACUAUCUGCACAUAUCUGAUUUUAAUCAGUUACGAAACAUUUAUUUCCCAGGAGCGCAGAUGGGAUGACUUUGCACCAGAGUGCUUUCCCUUCCGUACUUCAGACGUCACCCUCUUCCUGUUGCACGUGCGCGCCGUUUUCCUUGCGCGACGUGUCUGAACCGACAGGGCCGCAGCGUGUGAACUGUCAAGACGAAAACAGACAAAAAUCAGAAAUAAAUAAAGUUCAAAACGUCGGCCAGAUGGCCUACGUGACGGUCGAAACAUCGUCUCCGAGCUGCAGGGGUUUUCAUAAACUUUCGACUCGACACAACCUCUGAGGGAAUCGCAGGGUAACCCGCCGUGCACUUACAGCGCCCAAAUAUAGCGCACCGUAGCCCGACACAUCAACACGCUGUGUACCAGUCCUGCGCUAAACUGUGCAGUCUUUGUGCCAAGAAGCAUAGCACUUUAAAGCAUUUACCUUUCAUAGUCAAAGAUAAGACAAAAAUUUAAGAGAGAAAAAUAAGUCUAACAGAGGGCGACUGAACGGUUACCCUCCCAUGGUCCCACUUUUAGGAAAGGCUGUUAUUUCUCCAAAUGUCUUGACAGCUCUAUGGAUCUCUAGCUGAGCGCUGGGCAGCGGCGUAGCCUACAAGGGCGGGUUCAGAGGGAAGGGCAGCUGUCACGUUUCUGCAUCCCCCCCCCCCAAAAAAAUGAAAAACAAAACUUCAUGAGCAGGUUUUCUUUUUCUCCGAUCCGUCGCGGAUGAAGAAAGCCAGCUUGACUCGUGUGGAAGCCUGACCUCUUCUCUGUGUACGCCUCAUGAGUCAGACGGACCUCUUUCAUAUAUCGCGUUUGGAUUUUUGCCUUUAUAAGGUCGCGAAUCCACAGGUUGGGCGCUAUCCACCUCUGGAGCGAGCCGUCUGUUUAUGGACGAGGGGCAUCGCCACCGAGCCGCAGAAUGUCCUGGUCUGCCCUCCCUCUGGAGAAACGUCCAAUUGUCAAAGGCCAGGGAGAGCACUCCAAGAUCAGUCUCGCGUCAAACACAAAAGGACCUUGGGACUAAUUUUGCUUGCUUUGCCAAGACAAUGUGGACAACCUGUGGGACUGGCUACUGCUGGUAGAGAAUAUCCUAAUAAUAGAAACGAUGUCCUCUUAAUACCACCGGUGUCGUAGCCUACGACACCACCUACUAAAUUAUAGUGUCCAUUGGAAUUUUGUUAACCGUCCACUGAAAUAUGUUCUUUUUUUUGUCGUUUUCUUUUAAUUCUCACAUCCAUAGAAUUGCUAUGGCAAAACUAUGCAAACUCCGCAGGCAAAUGCAAAAAUGUUAUAUCGUGGCAAUAACUGUGGAAUAAAACCGCAACUGAAAACAGAAUUGUUGAAAUGACUCCCGCCCGUCGUUGACUCAGUUGAUAACUGGUUAACUGGCUUUAAUUGGGAUGAGGAUGGCAGUUCGCUUUGCGUUGACUCUGGAGACGGUUACACCUUCACCACGCGUGUGUGUGUGUACUCUUUCAAAUGUACUCAAUGCAGCAGAACACCCACAAACUCAGCAUUGUUCCAGCGCAAGAGCACAGAACAUGAACAACCAAACUGCCACUUUAGUUGGGUUAUUUUGUUUUCCAAAAAUUUGAACUGUAUGUGUCUUACCUGUAAAUAUGUAAUUACUCUGUGACCUUUUUGAACAAAUCAUUUAUCUGAACAAUAUAGGCUUGUGUGCCUUCUUUUUACACUUCAUAAUAAAAUUGCUGUGGAUGAAUAUUCCUGGUUUAAAUGUAUGCGGUAAUUCUUCCUGAAAUAAAAUGUUUUAAGUUGCCCUUUA